AUGAGUGAUACUAGGAGUCCAUCUCCUGAUUCUCUCUUUUCAGAACCCGACAAUGACGCCGUGACGGACAACCCGAUAGCCAAAAGAACGCAGCCAGAUAUACCAGGUUUAUGGAUAUUCCCUUCUAUCUUUCCUGAUGAUAUAGCUCGCGAUGCAUUACAUUCAAUCGCUACUGCAAACUUGUUCUCCGGAGGUUCAAGAGAUCAAGUAAUGUUAUUCGAAGCACCAAAAUCACUCUCCUCCACUUCGUCCUUACCAGACUAUAUCACAGAGCUUGUUUUUAUUAUCAAAGACAUCUUAAGAUCUCGCCUUUCAGAUGAAAUGAUCGACCUGCUGUUCAAUCAAAGCCUUGCAAGACAAGUGAUAAUGAACCUUUACCCUCCAGGAGAAGGGAUCACCCCUCAUAUCGAUUUACCUAAUCGAUACGCGGAUGGGAUUAUAGGCUGUUCUCUCACAGGUGGAUGCGUAAUGUCCCUUUCGGAAGAAAAUACCAUCCAUAGGGUGUACAUACCACCUAGGACAGUAUAUGUCCUUUCGAAAGAAGCUAGGUGGGAAUGGUAUCAUGGUAUAGAUGGUUGUGAGGAGGAUUUAGUAGAGAAAGAAGAUGGGACAGGCGUAGAAACCAUCUUGAGAGAUUUAAGAGUUAGUGUUACCUUUAGAUGGAUGAAAGAAGAUGCGGAUAUCUUAUCAUGA
Kwoniella shivajii is the source of this 693-nucleotide messenger RNA. RefSeq lists its product as uncharacterized. Lineage: Eukaryota; Fungi; Basidiomycota; Tremellomycetes; Tremellales; Cryptococcaceae. Gene Ontology annotation, molecular function: 2-oxoglutarate-dependent dioxygenase activity. The transcript has 2 exons. The coding region runs from base 1 to 693 and encodes 230 amino acids. Gene Ontology annotation, biological process: DNA damage response. The record is from RefSeq and is a predicted model, not a curated record.